AUGUCGGGCCAUUCCCUGGAGCCGGAAGAGCUUAUAUCUCGCUUGUCCCAUCGUCCCAGCCACCUCAUCAGGGCAAUGAUCAAGAUGCCCGAUGCCAAUGCUGCAGCCCCGUCUCGCCGGGUUCGGGCCGACCGCGUCUCGUCGCUCGGCGCCCUGGAUCGUCUGCCGCCAGAAAUCAUGUCGAUGGUCCUUGGGAUGCUUGAUAUUCAAUCGAAUGUGCAUUUCGCGGCUGUCUCCUGCCGAGCCAGCGCAUUCGUUCAAUCGCAACGCGCGUAUCGAGACCUCGUCGCAAUUGCUCCGCAGGCUCUCGCGGCGCUGCCCAAGGUAGGCCUGCUGGGCCUUCAUUCCAUUACUAAACUCCACGGCGCCUUGCGAACGCAACGGUGCGCGGCUUGCACCGAAUAUGGCCCGUUUCUGUUCCUUCCAACCGGCGAGAGGUGUUGCUGGGAAUGUCUCCGCUACCACCCGUCCUUCAGGAUGGUUUUGCCCAGGGAGGCAAAGAGAUACUUUGGCCUCGGGGAGCGCCAUCUUAAACAGUUGCCCACCCUCCAUGUUAUUCCUGGCCGGUAUGGCAUCUCGCCCAACGUCGCGCCGGAAAAUUGCCGCCUUGUGAGCGCCAAGCUGGCGAGAGCUCUUGGGCUCACCUUGCACGGGUCCGCGGAGAAACUGUCGCAGGCUUUGGCGAGGACAUGCAAGUCUGCCGGGCUUCUCGCCACAGGGCGGUAUUUUCAGAGCGAGCCAGAAGUGCCCCCGGGACAGGACUCGCUGCUGCUGCCGUGUCAAGGCAAUAUACCGCCUGACAAGUUCUUCGGCAUGGCUUCUAUUCCGUUCCCCUCGCUCUCAAAGUCGGGCAGGAUCGAGCAAGGUUUGUGGUGCCGGGGCUGCGAAACCGUCCUUCGUCUACACGAUUCUUUGCGCUUGCCUAGCGAAGUGCUGGUGGCUGUGGUACCUGGGAGCCUUGAGCCGAUGCGAGUGUUGCUUGGCCUCGAAAGGCGGGCCCGAUCUCGAGAGUCAUUCUUGCAUCACGUCAGACACUGUUACGGAGCACGGCAGAUGGUUCCUGAGUUGGCUGCAGGAAUGGAAUGA
Molecule: messenger RNA, 1086 nt
Organism: Metarhizium robertsii ARSEF 23
Lineage: Eukaryota; Fungi; Ascomycota; Sordariomycetes; Hypocreales; Clavicipitaceae
Exons: 1
Coding region: 1-1086 (361 amino acids)
Molecular function (GO): protein binding
Source: RefSeq, a predicted model, not a curated record